AUGGACUGUGACAGAAAUCUGUAUGACUUUCCAACCAAAAACUGCUCCUACUUCAAACAUUUCACGUCGGGAGAAGAAGCGGAAGUUUUCGAAGUCAAGACCCAGAAGGAGUACAACAUCUCUGCGGCGGCCAUCGCCAUUUUCAGUCUACUCUUCAUGAUCUUGGGGACCCUCUGUGUCAUCUUCUCCUUCGGGAAGGGGCGGGACUACCUGCUGCGGCCUGCCGGGAUGUUCUUUGCCUUUGCAGGUCUCUGCAUCAUCAUCUCUGUGGAGGUCAUGCGGCAGUCCGUCAAGCGUAUGAUUGACAGCGACGAGACCAUCUGGAUCGAGUACUACUACUCGUGGUCCUUCACCUGCGCCUGCGCCGCCUUCACCCUCCUCAUCCUCAGCGGAGUGGCACUCCUCCUUAUCUCCAUGCCCCACAUGCCCAGGAACCCCUGGGAGACCUGCAUGGACGCUGAGCCUGACACCUUAGAUUAG
Messenger RNA from Entelurus aequoreus (snake pipefish), 480 nucleotides. Its product is annotated as voltage-dependent calcium channel gamma-1 subunit-like. Gene Ontology annotation, biological process: calcium ion transmembrane transport; regulation of calcium ion transmembrane transport via high voltage-gated calcium channel. Gene Ontology annotation, molecular function: voltage-gated calcium channel activity; calcium channel regulator activity. The record is from RefSeq and is a predicted model, not a curated record. Lineage: Eukaryota; Metazoa; Chordata; Actinopteri; Syngnathiformes; Syngnathidae. Bases 1 to 480 code for a protein of 159 amino acids. The transcript has 4 exons. Gene Ontology annotation, cellular component: L-type voltage-gated calcium channel complex; membrane.